AUGGCUCGUCUGGAACAGGUCAUCAUAAACAUUGUGGAUAUAUUUAUGGAGUAUGCUGAUGAUGAAGGCAAGAAACGCCAGUUAAACAAGGAGGAAUUGAAGAAGUUGUUCGAGAAGGAAAUACAAAGCGAUGAGUUUAAAGGGAAAAUCAAUACAGGUGAUGUUGAGGAAGCCAUGAAGAUGUUGGAUCAGAACCACGAUGGCGAAGUCAACUUCCGAGAGUUCUGCAGGUGUGUGUCUGCCCUGGCCAGAAGUUACUACCAAAGCAAGAAAGGUGGCAAGAAAGACAAGGGAGCUGAACCACAGUAAAGACCAACUACAAACCCUUAAAUUGUUUGUAUAAUCAUAAUGUCUUUUUAAAAGUUUAUACAUCUUGCAUGUAUGCACAGUAUUUGUCAUAUCUAAGACUGCCUACCUUAACAAAUGCUGGUGGUGACAGGACAUUUGUAUAUCCAUGAUGAAGCUCCACCUGUGUUUUAAGCGUGCAUGCAAAAUGUGAUUUUCUUUGCUACUUUGUAAUUUCUUUACACAGAAAUGUUCAUUCAAUAGUGGAGAAAAUUAAUAAAAAACUACAA
Scomber japonicus (chub mackerel) is the source of this 575-nucleotide messenger RNA. RefSeq names its product protein S100-A6-like. The record is from RefSeq and is a predicted model, not a curated record. Gene Ontology annotation, molecular function: transition metal ion binding; calcium ion binding. The transcript is spliced from 2 exons. The coding region runs from base 1 to 309 and encodes 102 amino acids. Lineage: Eukaryota; Metazoa; Chordata; Actinopteri; Scombriformes; Scombridae.